Messenger RNA from Alternaria atra, 1758 nucleotides. RefSeq lists its product as uncharacterized. Gene Ontology annotation, molecular function: nucleic acid binding; exonuclease activity. Gene Ontology annotation, cellular component: nucleus. NCBI's taxonomy places the organism in Eukaryota, Fungi, Ascomycota, Dothideomycetes, Pleosporales, Pleosporaceae. Bases 1 to 1758 code for a protein of 585 amino acids. The record is from RefSeq and is a predicted model, not a curated record. The transcript has a single exon.
AUGACCUCUGAAUGCGCUGACUGGAGGCACACUCCUUCAAAGAAGCAGUUCGCAUCCUCUGCAGUCGCCAUGGGUUACGUUGACCUUGACAAACCGAAGGACGAACCACCUACCAUUCCUGCCUAUGAGGACUUCUCGGCAUCGUCAGAAGCUGGCACGAUCGACAGCGAUAAUGGAGUUAAGUGCCACGAUUUCAAGCGUAUGUUCCUCUCGAUGGGUCACUACAACAACCAUAUGCUGGGUUGCACGCCUGUUCCGUCGUCCAAGAAGGCCUACGAGGUGCUUCAGGCUGUAGCAUCAGAUAGCAGCAUACCGGCAAUCGUAAACCACAUGAGAAUCGGCUCACAGCAACGCCAGGCUCCUGCACCAGCACCCUCACCUCGAGCACAGCCUUCCUCGUCCACUUCGUCUGCUCCAACCAAUGAGUUUUCUACCUUCGUCUGCAACGCCAACAGUUGCAGUCGAUCUUUCAGGUCGGAGGCUGGCCUUAAGCAACAUAAAGUUGAUGCUCAUCGUGUGGGUGGUCAGGCACUGAACUUAACAGGUCGAGAUUCGUGGAUGCUCAGCAAUCGGGAGCGAGAGCGCUUGAGGCAAGAAGGUCAGUUGCAGCAGCUUUCCAUAUCGCCUCGCGGUCGCGGUGGUCAGCGAGGCCGUCCCGCCCCUCGCGGUGCUCGUACCGCUUCUCGUAGUGGUCUUUUUGCUUCUCAAAUGGCAUCUCCCCCACGCCGUACGACGCAGUCAGUAUCACCGCAGCUCCCUCCUUUCGCUCGUCCUAUGCCGACACAACCUUGCAUGCCAGUCCACAUGCCACCCCAACAGCAAGUCUCGAUGGUUACCAGUAUGAGCAUAGGCGGCGCUGCGGAUUUGGAUCAAGCCAAACAGAUACAGGCAAAGAUCCUGCGGCUUCUGAUCCAGGCCGACAUUUACAUCCAACAUGACGGAAAAAUGAACGUCUGUGGGAUUGAAUGGACUCGUAUCGGCAUCGCAAAGCAGGCUGAGGUGGUCUCCAUGUUAGAUACCAUGUGUCAUCUUCCGAAGAUCCUACAGGGCGAAUACGUACCGGCUCCAAAGGCUUUCAAGGACGAUUACAACGCCGAAUAUCCGUCUAGCGACUUUGAACCCUCUCCGAUCCGGAAUUCAGCGAAGCCUGGACUGGGUGCUGUCGCAGUCUCGUGUAGCAAAGUCGUGCUUGAGGGUGGCCGUCAAGAAAUUGUCAAGAUCGCAGCGGUCGACCUGAUCACCUGCCGCAUCCUCAUGAACCACCUUGUCUGUACAGAUGCACAUGCGGAGGUCUCGGACUGGUGCCCUACAGUUACCGGCUUGUUCAGCUGGAAAGACGUGGAAGCAGCUCGAAAAGCAGGAUACAAGGUCUUUAAAGGUUGGGCGGCAGCACGGGACGCACUACACAGAUUCGUCGACAAGGAGUCUAUCGUCGUCGGCCACAACCUGCGCUCAGAUCUCGAUUCACUGCGCAUGAUCCAUGGACGUGCCGUUGACAUCGCCAAGGUCAUCGAGAAGGCGGCUCAGGGUCCGCUCAGUAAGGCGCAGCUAGCCUUGGACAGUCUGUGCCGCGACUAUCCAGAAAUUGGUCUCAAGAGUGACCCAGAGUACGGCCGAGACAGUCUUAUGAACGCCUUUGCGGUGCGUGAGUUUGGACUGUGGGCGAUCAAGAACAAGGAGAGACUUGCGUCGAUUGCUAAGCAGAAGAGCAGGGACUACCAGAUCAUCAUGCCCAGAUCUGCUCUUGGAAGAGUCUGA